GGUUUUCCUUCAAGUCCAAGUCUUCCACAGAAUCUUCAUUUUCCCAGGAAAAUCUUCCCUGUUUCCAGCAAAAGAAAAUCAGUUCUGCAAAAAAAAAACUCAUGGGGAGGACUGGAUUGUUUGAUCUUGAAGGAAACUUUGCCUUCCAUGGAGCAUAUCACAACAACCCAAUUAACAUUUUCAUACACACUUUCUUGGUGUGGCCAUUGUUCUUCACUUCUGUUCUUCUUUUCCACUUCACACCUUCCCUCUACAGUUUCCCAAUUCAUGGCCUCGAAUUAAAUUUGGGGUUUGUUUUCACGUUGGCGUAUUGUUUGUAUUACGUCAAAUUGGACAAGAAAGCUGGGUCCUUGGCAGCUUUGAUCUGUAUUCUCUGCUGGGUUGGAGCCAGUGUUCUUGGCAGUGAGCUAGGGUUUUCUAAGUCGUGGAAGGUUGUUCUGGGUGGUCAGUUCUGCAGUUGGGCUGGACAGGUCAUAGGCCACGGGAUAUUUGAGAAGAGAGCCCCUUCAAACAACUUUCUUCAGGGACUUCUAAUGGGGCCGUACUUUGUGCUGCUGGAGCUUCUUCACUCAACUUUUGGGUAUGAACCCUAUCCAGGGUUUCAUAAAAGUGUUACGGCAAAGAUUGAAGCUGAUAUCAAAGAUUGGAAGGCCAAGAACCAAAAGAAAGUCUCCUAAUUAAUUUAGGUGCUCUGAGAUAUAUGAAUGUACUAAUAAUACUAUUAGGUUAUUAUUUAUCUAAAUUAUGUCAACUCGAUCUCUAUAGUUUCGUCCAAUCAAUUUUAUGAACUUACAUAAUUGUACGAGAAAAUUUUUCGGUUGUGACCGUCACAAGAUUCUUUGUGACAACUAGCUUAUAUGAAAGUUUCAGUUUUUUAA
This is a messenger RNA of Pyrus x bretschneideri (Chinese white pear), 878 nucleotides long. RefSeq names its product 2-hydroxy-palmitic acid dioxygenase MPO1-like. Bases 102 to 677 code for a protein of 191 amino acids. Gene Ontology annotation, biological process: sphingoid catabolic process. Gene Ontology annotation, cellular component: endoplasmic reticulum. The transcript has a single exon. Lineage: Eukaryota; Viridiplantae; Streptophyta; Magnoliopsida; Rosales; Rosaceae. The record is from RefSeq and is a predicted model, not a curated record.